Molecule: messenger RNA, 597 nt
Organism: Emys orbicularis (European pond turtle)
Lineage: Eukaryota; Metazoa; Chordata; Testudines; Emydidae
Product: OCIA domain-containing protein 1-like
Exons: 4
Coding region: 1-597 (198 amino acids)
Cellular component (GO): endosome
Source: RefSeq, a predicted model, not a curated record
AUGGGCUUGAGUGACUACGAGGAUGUUGCCGGUAUAUGUGGAUAUAUUGCUGGAAAGAUUUCUUACAUGUCGGCCUGCCAGGAGAAAUUUAAGAGACUGGAGAAUUCCCCAAUAGGAGAAAGUAUACGACAAGGGCGCAGACCUCUUCCACAUGAAUAUGCUGCUCAAAAAUCAGCGUUUGCAAAUUUGCCUUCUCAGUCACCUUUUGGAUCUUCUCCAACAGCUGAAGCUCCACUUUCUUCCAGCUAUUCACAUGAAUAUAGUUCAGCAGAUCAGUCUGUCUCUAAUUAUGCACCAAUUCCAUUCAGUUCUUCUCUGAAUGAAUCCUCUCCUACUGGAAUUACUGAACGUAAUGCCCCAGAACCUGUUCCAUUACUAGAAGAAAGUCCUAAAAGAAAAAGUGUCUCAUAUGAGGAGUUAAGGAAUAGAAACAGAGAGACAUAUGAAGUAGCAUUAACGCAAAAGGCAGAGACUCCAGUCAAGUCUUCACAGGAGGACGACACGUAUAGCAACCCUCCCAUUUUGCAACUGGGUGUGGUUUCCGCCACGCAACGUGACCAUCUGGGCUACUUGCUACCACCUGGUCCACAGGGUUGA